Molecule: messenger RNA, 819 nt
Organism: Rhodofomes roseus
Lineage: Eukaryota; Fungi; Basidiomycota; Agaricomycetes; Polyporales; Fomitopsidaceae
Exons: 9
Coding region: 1-819 (272 amino acids)
Source: RefSeq, a predicted model, not a curated record
AUGUCGUCCGACGAUGUUGCAGCCGAAGUAGCAGACAUUGCGUACAAUCUCGAGCUCAGCUACGUACAAAACUCCUGCAUGGUUGCGACAGCAGCGCUAUUAUCCUAUGAAUACCUAUGCACACUACCCCAAGAGCUCGACGUGUUGUGGAACCGCAGAAAGACCGGCGCCACGAUACUAUUCCUACUCAAUCGCUUCGCGACCGCAGGCUUCGGCGUUGCAAUGAUGCUCAUAAUUCCAAACUAUGACACAGUACUUAUGUGGGCGCUCCAUCCCGCGGACGUCAUUGUCCUCGUGGUGACGUGGAGAAAUACGUACAACAUACAAAAGGAAGCCAGCGUUGUGAACCUGAGAACGCCUACUAUCACCCUUCUUCUGAGAGAUGGAACAAUGUACUUCACGUUGCUCCUCAUCCUGAACGUACUGCAUCUAGCCCUCGAAAUCACCGAUGUCUUCUGGGAUAUCACAUACUUCGUCACAGGAUUCUCAUCAAUCGUCAUCUCACGCUUCCUCCUCAACCUACGCCAGGUACACGCUGACGAAGAGCGGGAUGGCACUCAGCCGUCCUUCAUCGCGUCUCAUGUCUCGGGACUGAACUUCGCCUCCACCAUCAUCGGCAACCUCGGCGAGCACCUGGAUCAUGGCAACUUUGUCACGAGCCCAGCAGAGUUCCAACAUUCAUACGGCGAGACGGAAGGGGCCACGGGGCCUGACGACUUGGAGAUACCUCGUGAACAGUGGCCCCCGGGCUCAGAGCCGUUCGAAGAGGGGAGCACGUCGUCGCCGACUCAGAGCGACGAGAUCCAUACACUGGCUUGA